Moneuplotes crassus is the source of this 4293-nucleotide messenger RNA. The record is from the annotation of a GenBank genome assembly. Lineage: Eukaryota; Ciliophora; Spirotrichea; Euplotida; Euplotidae.
CAUAAAUAGAGGGAACAAAUGUUAUCAUUCGACAUACUCAUAUACCAAGCCAUGAUACUUAUUCCAGAGAAAGAGGCCAAAAAGAGAUUUUACGUUGAGGUUCAGAGCGAUGAAAAGAUAUUCCGAACUGAUGAGAAACAAGGAAACAACCCAAAUUGGAACCAUAAGGACAACAUCACAUCUAAAAGUGGCGUUCUUUCCUUCACUCUUUUCCAAAAAUCAGGAUUUCUAGGGAAAGAUACGAGCAUUGGAAGUUUCACAGUAAACGUUAGCUCAGUCAAUCACUUCAAAAUCAGGAAGAACAUGGACCUAGAGAAUACUAGAAAAGAGAAAGUUGGAACCUUAGAAGUGAAUAUCAAAAUGAAGACCAAAGCUAUCACUAGAGGGAACAAGAGAGAGCAAGGCAAUAAAUAUGAAAUCCAAACUGAAGGCUCUGACUCAAUUUCUCUUGAGGAAGAAGAAUACGAAGAAGAGGAUCUCGAGGAAGAGCCAGAAAUAGACCAAUACAACCAAGCCCAUUAUGAGGAAGAAAACAUGAAGAGAAUGCAUCAGAACGAAGGCAGUAAUUUUGAAGAGCAAGAGGCUAACUUUAUGCCGAAUGUACCAGGUGAGCAUGCACCUUAUGACCAAAGAGAUUAUAUUCAUGGAAGAGAACAACAGUAUGAAGAAUUUGCGGAAGGUGAUAUGGAAUCUGAUGAAGAUCCAAUCCCAGAUGAUGAGGAUAAAGGAGACUUUGAUAGACCCUCUAGUAGAAAUCCAGAGUACAUGUCAGACAUUAAUUCAAAGAAACGAUCCAGAAACCAAGUAAUCCCUAAAAACAACUUCAGAUCGACUAGUGACAAAGAUAAACGGUUGAAUAUUCAUAAGAAAGCAUUUAAAAGUAGAAAGACCAGCAACAAGCAUUUUAUGAAGGACUCAAUGACACCCAUCAACUUUGGAUCUAAGUCAAGAGCUUCUAGGAACAAUGUUCAUAACAUGUCUCACGCUCUGACUCAGUAUUCACCAAGCAGCUUUAAAGAACAAAGACUGCUAGAAAAGAGAGCGAUGUCGAAAGGAAGAAAGAAGUAUAAAAGUAAAGGAAGAAUUCUCCCCUCCAAGAGCUAUGGCCAUGGCAUUAGGAUGCAUUCUAGAUUCCCAUAUGGGUACUCCAAACGCCCUGAGAGGAACAAUGUGGGUAUGUACACUCCUUUGGUUGGUAACUACAUCGAACCACGAUUUUCGACCUUUGACAAUGAUUUUGGGGAGGAAUCUGAACAAGAUUCCCAGAAUUUAGCUGAAGAAAUGUACACCCAACAAUACAUUGAGUAUGAAAAUGAGCAGAGAAUCCAUGAACUCAUUUCUUACUGUCAAAGCGAGAAGGAAAAACUGAUGAAAAAGUAUAAAGAAUUCACCCAGAAACAGAAUAAAGCUAUCCAGAUGUUCAAACAAGUCACUAAAGAAAGAGAAGUUGUUGAAAAGGAGAGACUCAAGAUUCAAAUUAUUAAGAAAGAAAUUUCGCAUCAAAUCCGAGUCCUCAAAAAGAAAAUUGAUCAUGCUAAUAAGUUAGGUCUCAACAAUAACAGUGCAUUUCUGAAAAAUAUAGAAGCUGCUAGGCACGAAGGCCAAGAUAGUGAUUUUGCUAACGACAAUCUUACAACUGAGCAUGCAUAUACUGAUAUGGGAGAUGGAUCUCCUCUCCCUUCAAUGAACAGACAAGGGAUACGUAAUAAUGAGUUUCAUCAAAAUAUGAGUGAACUCUAUGAUCAAAAUAUUCAAAAGAAGUUCACUGAAGGCUACGAUGUCCCUAUGGGCGAAGAUUACGAUGAAGGCAAUUAUAGAAAUGAAGGAAUGAGACAUCACCAUCCUGAGUAUAACGAAAGUGCACCUAAUCCUUAUCAAGAUAACUAUAACCAGGAAGAAGAAUUCCCACCGAAAAAUAGUAGCCGGAAUUUGACAAAAGAGUUCAACCAAGAAGUUGAUGAAAAUUCACAUAACUAUAAUGAAAACCUCAAUAGGAGUUAUGAAUCUGAGCAAUAUCCAUCCCAUGCACAGACUCAACAAAUUUCUACAAACUCGAAAGGAAAGAUGACGAAUAGCCAGAAUGAUUUCAAACAAAAUCUGCCUAGAAAUGAGCGACAAAAUUAUAAUGACCCUUCCAUGAGAUAUCCUGAGGAGAGAAAAUCAAGAUUCAACGAUCCUCCUGGAGAUCAGAACCCUUAUCUCUAUGAAAUGCAGAGAAGCCAAGAAAGACAACAUAAUUUCAACAACCAAAAUUUUGGCAACAAUGCUUACGACAUGCCUCAAUAUCCUCAAAAUAAGUCUCCCAUAAUGUAUAUGCAGAAAAAUAUGCAGAUGCAGCCCCAGUAUAUUCAACAAGAAAUGAGUGAAAAUAUGGGAUAUAAUGGAGGAUACCAACAAGUUUCCUUUAUGGGAGGCCCAUAUGGAGAAAUGUCCUUCCACAAAGACUUUCCAAACCCAAAUAACCUCAUGUCCGGAUCUUCAACAGAUAGGGUACAAAAUAAAGGAAAUGUACAGGGUCUCCAUAACUAUAUAUCAGGAGGUGGGAACCCUAUUAGUACAAAUGGGCAAAACUCUGCUUAUAGCUCAGUUCCUGGAGGACAAGAUGGAUCUGGUCUAUCUCCUCAUCCUAUGCAGAACAAAGAAUAUUCAGGAAAUCCUCCGACAUUUCAUCCUUUCCACCAAUUAGCCAACAGCUCUCAGCUAAACAGUCAAAAUAGCAGUUACGCGCCUACACAAAUCACUCCAAAGCAAGGAAUUUCAAAAUUCAAUAAUUUUGAUAACACCCACAGCCAGAUGGUUAUGAACAGUUCGAACGGAGUCCCCUAUGAAAAAUAUAGAGAAUUUGAAAAUCAGAAUUCCUUCUCAACCAGGGACAGACCUCCAGCAGGUUAUGGGGACCUUCGCGAGUCAGUCAACGAGAACAGUAAUAUGGACCAGAGAUUAAUGCCAAACCAAAUCUCUGUGAUCACUGGCACCCAAGAUUCCAGAGGAUUCAACUCUAUCAGAGAGCAAAACGAGCAAGAAGAGUUUGAGAGAAUGCCCCAGUCUUCCAAAGAGAUGGAGAAAGAAGACUUAAUUCAAAAGAUCCAGGAAUAUCAACGGAAAUUAGAGGAGUUGAGUAAUAAGCCUGAAGAAAAGCAUCCUGAAAACACUCAAAAUUCAGAGAUCAAGAUCUUGCAACAAGAGGAGGAGAAUAAGCUUAGCAUAAAAACCGACCUUGAAAGAUACAUCACUCAUAACAAGAUCUCCCAAGAAUCGACCAAGAGAAAGGAAGAUGAAGAAGAAAUCAGGGAUCUCAGGAAGAUGGAGAACCUACAGAUACAGCAAACGCCUGAAAGAAGAAUGCCACAAGACAACACAGGCAAGAAGCAAGGUUUACCUACUGUUCCAACUCAUAUUACUGGCAGUAUGAAAAAGAUUAGGAAUUCUCCUCCAUUAGCAGAUAAUGAGCGGAUGGAGUACAUUCAACAAAAAGAGCAUGAGGAUAGCCCAAACUCCAUUAUUCCAAACCAUUAUAAUGAAGGACAUGAAAACACUGCUUGCAGAGUUGGACAGCCAAUGACUGAAAAUCCUAAUGUAGAAGUAGACAUCCAGGAUCCCUAUCAAGAAGAGGAGGAUAACGAUAUGGAGUUCAAGCCAGACCCAGACCUCCUUUCCAGGCUCAAUAAAAAUAUGGAAAACAAUGAUAGAAGAGUUGUAGCUCCUGAGAAAUCCAAUCUCACUGAAGAACAGAAGAAAAAGAUAGAAGAACGAGAAAAGUUUGAAAAGGAGAGAGCAAAAGAAAGAGCUCUCAUUUUCGAACUUAUGAACAACAACGUUGAUGCAGGCUUCUGGGGAGGUUAUUCUGAGAAUGAAGACCAAGUAGAAGAGUCAGAAGAUCAUGAAGAGAAUAUUAGUAUCAACUCUGUUACCAAAGAAUAUCAAAAUACGAGAAAAGAGGAAGAAAUCAAAGAAGAAGAACACCCUCAACUAAUUGCCAAAGACUUAAAUACUGAAAACUACGAUCAUGAUGGCAAACUACACCACUCAAGUAUCAACGGAUACGGUAGCCAAGUCCAAGGGAACAACUACGAACUAGAGGAUCUUGAAUUUGUCGACGACCCUCUCAUCCGUAAGAAAAGAGUAAACGAGGUAAUCAACAGGGUUCAACUAAACCUAAUCCAAGACGAUGAAGCAAGCGUCCAGUCAGAAUCAUGCCACGCUUCAAACCAAAACACAAUCGACGACACCAGAAAGUACAUCCUAAAACAACAACUCAAAAAAGAAAUUUCCAAAAGAGUAAAUCACUCCUAA